CCCGCCCCCCACUCCAAGUAUUAAUUUACAUUUCUAAGGGUCCUGUCUACAACUGAACUGUUUCCAAGAGAGAAAAACCAGAUUUAACAGACACACCUUCGUAACAGGAGAGAUGAACUGAUGUCUUUCCUCCUCCUGAGGUUCAUCUGAAGUCACUUGCCAGAGAGAAGUAUCGCUCAGGACUGAUUUGAGGUCUGGACCAGACAAUCAUACCAGAGGGACUGUCCCGUGCGCGGAGCAUUAUGGCAGAGCCAGACUAUAUGGACGGUGAUGGCGAGGAACUCAUUAAGCCCAAGAAGCUCCUCAACCCGGUGAAGACCUCCAGAAAUCACCAGGACCUACACAGAGAGCUCCUCAUGAACCAGAAAAGGGGCCUUGCGCCACAGAAUAAACCAGAACUCCAGAAAGUGAUGGAGAAGAGGAAGAGAGACCAGGUGCUGAAGGCUCAGAAAGAGGAGCAGGAGGCUCACAAGAAAAGGUCCGACCUUGAGAUCGAGCUCAUGAAGAGACGGGAAACUCUUGAACAGUUGGAAUUGGAGCAACAUAAGGAUGACGAGGAGCAAGAAAACACCCCAGAGUUCGUCAAAAUGAAAAGCAAUCUGAGAAGAACCAAACAGGAAGUAGAUGGGCAGGAGCGUGCCACCUAGAAACAGUUUCCAUGGCACAAUUGUUGGGAAAUGGACUGGGGUUUGUGGGAAUUUCCUGAUGUUCCUCCCCCAUGUGUCCCUGUGAAACAAGUGACUGAAGACGAACGGUUCCUGUUGCCUGCUCGCAGACGCAACCAGUAUUCACGCAGCCUCUUUUCCUGAACAACGAUCACAAAUAAAGAGGAUUGAAGAAUAAAUGACACGCAUACACACAAACUCUUGCACAUGGGCGCAGGCUCUUUGCCACUGGUUGACUGGCUUCAAAGAACAUGCAUGGCGGAACAAACAGAGACCACAUUUUUUUGUUUUUUGGAAAGGGGGCACAUAUUAUUUUACUAUUUUACUUUAAAAACCUGAAAUGGGACACUGGAUGGACUCUUUUAAGCCAAAACAAUCCUCUUUUAUUUAUGUUCAGUGUAAGCUUUUGUUCGAAAGGGCUUCUUGAGACAUUUUCCUCUUGGUUGAUGUUUAAAGGAAACUAAAUAUAAAGUUCCAGCAAUUCAAGUUGUGAUGCAUCAUGCUUGCCUUUUAUGAAUUGUAAUGUUUGUGCGAUCCCUCUGCUAAAUUUCAUAAGCAAUACUAGUUCUAGUUUUGUGAGAUUUCUUUGCAAAUAUUUUUGUUACAACUUUUUUUAAUGAAUACAUUACUAAUAAGUUGAUACACUUUAGUUCAAUGUGAUAUUAAAUGCAAGUGCAUCUGUUUUCUUUCACUUGAGUGGUAGUUGUUCAUUCAAAAAGUUGAAGGAGAACAUGAAAUGUUUAUUAAUGAAGAAAGACACAUGGUUUUGUGUAGAUUUGAGCCAGUAAAUAACCACUCCUUAUGUUCCCUUAAAACCUUCUUUUAAUAAAUAUUAUUUUAUCAUGUUGAA
This is a messenger RNA of Onychostoma macrolepis, 1515 nucleotides long. It is a transcript of the gene fam107b, whose product is annotated as family with sequence similarity 107 member B. NCBI's taxonomy places the organism in Eukaryota, Metazoa, Chordata, Actinopteri, Cypriniformes, Cyprinidae. The transcript is spliced from 4 exons. The record is from RefSeq and is a predicted model, not a curated record. Bases 243 to 647 code for a protein of 134 amino acids.